GCGGGCGCAGCCCGGCCCGUGGCCAUGGCGGCGGCGGCCAGCUCCCCGCCGCCCCCGCCGCGUGGCACCGAGGUGAGCCUGGCCGCGGGCGGCGGGGGCGCGAGCGUGGCGGUGCGGCUGGAGGCCCGGCCGGAGCCCGGGGGGCGCGGCGGCGGCGGCUCGGGCGGGGCGGGGCGGGCGCGGGGGGGGCGGCAGGGGCGGCGGGGCGCGGGCGGCGGCGGGGCGGCGGCGCUGGGCCCAGGGCUGGGCCUGGGUCUGGGGGCCGGGCGGGCGCCGCAGCUGUUCGAGCGCGCCUCGCCGCGCUGGUGGGACCCGCAGUUUGACUCGAGCAACCUGGAGCAGGCCUGCCGCGAGCGCCGCUUCCCGCAGACGCGGCGCCGGCUCCGCUACGCGCUCUCCUACCUGGGCGCGGCCGCGCUGCUCUGGGGCGCCUACCUGGGCUGGCGGCGCGGCGGGGCGGGGCGCGCGGCGGCGGCGGCGGCGCCGGCACUGGCCUUCCUGGGCGCCUGCCUGGCCGCUUUCCUGUUCACCUUCACGCGCGCGUACGGCCGCCACCCGGCCGGCACCUCGCUGGCCCUCACGCUGCUGGUCUUCGCCCUCCCGCUGGCCGCGCAGCUGCCGGCGCCCGGGCCCGCCGGGGGGGGCAACGCGAGCGCGGGGGCGCGCGCGGCGCCCCCGCCCUGCCUGUCGCCGGUGGGCAGCUUCUCGCUGUGCGUGGAGGCGCUGCUGCUGCUCUACGCCGUCCUGCACCUGCCGCUCUACCUGAGCGUGCUGCUGGGGCUGGGCUGCUCGGUGCUCUUCGAGGCCCUAGGCUACCGCUUCCGCGACGAGCACUGCUUCGCGGCCCCGGGCGACCGGCCGGCCCACUGGGAGUUGCUGGGCAAGGCCCUGCUGCACCUCUGCAUCCACGCCACCGGCGUGCACCUCUUUAUUAUGUCCGAGGUACGGUCCCGGAGCACCUUCCUCAAGGUGGGGCAGUCCAUCAUGCAUGGAAAGGACCUGGAGGUGGAGAAGGCCCUGAAGGAGCGCAUGAUCCACUCCGUCAUGCCCAGGAUCAUCGCCGACGACCUGAUGAAACCGGGGGACGACGAGAGCGAGAACUCGGCGAAGCGCCCCUCCGCCUCCAGCCCCAAAAGCAGGAAGAAGAAGCCCUCCAUACAGAAGACCCCCAUCGUAUUCCGCCCCUUCAAAAUGCAGCAGAUAGAACAAGUCAGUAUUUUGUUUGCCGACAUUGUCGGCUUUACCAAAAUGAGUGCCAACAAAUCCGCACAUGCCCUGGUGGGGCUCUUGAAUGACCUCUUUGGCCGCUUUGACCGCCUCUGCGAGGACACCAGAUGUGAGAAGAUAAGCACCCUGGGGGACUGUUACUACUGUGUGGCUGGGUGUCCUGAGCCCCGAGCAGAUCACGCUUACUGCUGCAUUGAGAUGGGCCUGGGCAUGAUCAAAGCCAUUGAACAAUUUUGCCAGGAGAAGAAAGAGAUGGUGAAUAUGCGGGUUGGUGUGCACACGGGGACUGUCCUUUGUGGCAUUCUGGGAAUGAGGAGGUUCAAGUUUGAUGUCUGGUCCAAUGAUGUCAAUUUGGCCAACUUAAUGGAACAACUGGGCGUCGCUGGGAAGGUCCAUAUUUCAGAGGCUACUGCAAAAUACUUGGACGAUCGCUAUGAAAUGGAGGAUGGACAGGUGAUGGACCGCGUGGGCCAGAGUGUGGUAGCAGACCAGCUGAAAGGUUUGAAAACAUACUUGAUCUCUGGCUUGAAAAAGAAGGAGACCCACUGCAGCUGCUCGCAGCUGCUUCUUCCAGGUCUAGAAGCAGGAGACAGAAACAAGCCACAGGGAGCGUCACCAUUGGAGAAUGUUGACCAUUCAGCAAAAGCAUUCAAGCGCUUAGAGAAAAAUAAGAUCUGCCAUUCAUGCAGUGCUACUUUUCCCUCUGGCUGUGCUGUGAGCGUAGAAGAAGGUGCUAUUCAAAAUGGAUGCCAGGACGACCAUAAGACCAGCACAAAGAGUCCUGCGGGAGGCAGCCCAAAGUCUCGGAAUGGACUUUUAAGUCCACCCCAGGAGGAGAAACUGAGCAACAGUCAAACAUCUCUUUAUGAAAUGUUGCAAGAGAAAGGAAGAUGGGUUGGUGCGAGCUUGGAUCAUUCAGCUCUUUUGCCAUUGAGGUUCAAAAAUAUCAGAGAAAAAACAGAUGCUCACUUUGUUGAGGUUAUUAAAGAAGACAGCUUGAUGAAAGACUAUUUUUUUAAGCCACCUAUUAACAAGCUGAGCCUGAACUUCCUUGACCAGGACCUGGAGACGGCCUACAGGAGCAGCUACCAAGAAGAGGUCGUAAGAAGGGUCCCCGUGAAGACCUUUGCCAGCGCCACCUUCAGUUCCCUUCUGGAUGUGUCCCUGUCCGCCACGGUCUUCCUCAUCCUCUCAGCUGCUUGCUUCCUGAAACACGGGGCGGCUGCAUCUCCUCCCCCUCCUGCAGCCAUGGCUGUGGCGGUGGUUGCCAUCCUGAUCGAGGUGGUCUCUCUCACUGUCUCCAUUAGAAUGGCAUUCUUCUUGGAGGACAUGAUGGUCUGCACCAAGCGGCUGUUAGAGGCGAUUGCUGGGUGGCUGCCCCGGCACUUCGUUGGUGCCAUUUUGAUCUCCCUUCCUGCUCUGGCUGUCUUCUCACACUUCACCUCUGAGUUUGAAACCAACAUCUAUUCCACCAUGUUUAUGUGUUCUUCAGUUCUCAUCACGAUAGUCCAGUACUGUAACUUUUGCCAGCUCAGCUCCUGGAUGAGAUCCUCUUUGGCUACCCUUGUUGGUGGGGUCCUGCUCCUUUUACUGUAUGUGCCCUUGUGUCCUGCCAGCUUCUUGGAGGAAUCAAACCUCCUUUCACCAAGGAACGUAAGCUCUGUACAGAACGCCUGCAACAGGUCAGCUUUGGGCGACUUCAGGAGGCCAGCAGAUCUGAUUGGCCACGAAGUGAUUUUGGGGUUCUUCCUUCUCCUUCUCUUAAUUUGGUUCUUAAAUCGGGAGUUUGAGGUGAGUUACCGCCUCCAUUAUCAUGGAGAUGUGGAAGCAGACCUUCACCGUACCAAGAUUCAGAGCAUGAGGGACCAGGCUGACUGGCUGUUGCGGAACAUUAUUCCAUAUCAUGUGGCAGAGCAGCUGAAAGUGUCCCAAAGCUAUUCCAAAAACCACGAUAGCGGAGGUGUGAUCUUUGCCAGCAUUGUGAACUUCAGUGAGUUCUAUGAGGAAAAUUACGAAGGUGGCAAGGAAUGUUACCGAGUCCUGAAUGAACUCAUUGGGGAUUUUGAUGAGCUGCUGAGCAAGCCUGAUUAUAGUAGCAUUGAGAAAAUCAAAACCAUUGGGGCUACCUACAUGGCUGCCUCUGGGUUGAACGCCUCCCAGUGCCAGGACAAUAGCAAUCCCCACGCCCAUCUGCAGACUCUCUUUGAAUUUGCCAAAGAAAUGAUGCAAGUGGUUGAUGACUUUAACAAUAACAUGCUGUGGUUCAAUUUUAAGCUGAGGAUUGGCUUUAACCAUGGCCCCCUGACAGCCGGGGUCAUUGGCACCACCAAGCUCUUGUAUGACAUCUGGGGGGACACUGUGAACAUAGCAAGCAGAAUGGACACCACGGGGGUAGAGUGCCGGAUCCAGGUGAGUGAGGAGAGUUAUCGCAUUCUGCACAAGAUGGGCUAUGACUUUGAUUACCGGGGAACGGUCAACGUGAAGGGCAAAGGUCAAAUGAAGACUUUUCUUUAUCCCAAAUGCAUGGACAGCGGGGUAGUCCCCCAACAUCAGUUGUCUAUCUCUCCGGACAUUCGGGUUCAAGUGGAUGGCAGCAUCGGGCGGUCUCCAACUGAUGAGAUCACCAACCUGGUGCCUUCUGUACAGAACUUGGACAAGAUCUCCCCCGAUGCAGAACUUAAAGAUCUGCUGCCUCGCUUCAAGAAGUUCCCCAAAGAGUUGGUUAAAUUGGACAAUCGCCAUCAGCUCGGCAUAGCUGGUGAGAAGGGUGGCUGUGAGGAGGCAGGGCCCAAUGAGGCCAGUGAACUGACCAAACUGAACAGCUCUCGGAGCGUAUGAUGCCCAUCGAUUCUUCUCCACAAGAAAUCUAAGGUCUCUCCGACCAGCCUUGUUCUCCUGCACGGAGGGGGCAGGAAACAGCGCAGUUUGGCUCAGUUGUUACCCAUUUUUAUUUGGGCAGCUGAAUUGGAGAGGAUCAUAGCCAUGCAGGGCAGUAGCCCCUCUCUUUCCCUCCCCUUGAAAUGUUUUUUGUUGCUGAGAGGAGACAUCAAGUGCCUUCAGAUAGACUCUGCUGGACUCCUCUGCAUACUGGGGAGUAUACAUAUUGGCUGGGGAUCUGAACACAUUCAAAGGACAAGCUGUGGUUAUUUAAUUUUUGUUUCUCAUCAACUCCCUCCCUCCCUCCCUCCCUUCCUUCCGUACCUCCAAGAGGAAUGAAUAAGUAGGUGGGUGAGUGUGUACAGUACUCUCAUUUUAUAUUUAAACACAGACAGUUGCAUGUUUGCCUACCUUCUGGGAUUGACGUUAAGAGCUGGUAAGAGGAGACACUGGGACAGGAAGGAAUGGUAAUCUUGGAAACUUGGAACAGGGAGGAACGAGAAGAUUUCAUUUGAAGUUCAGCACUUACCUAAAGCAGCAGCUGAGCUGCUCAGUUUGCCAAAUCCGAUUAAAGUGCCAUUGUGCUUUCUGGAACAUUGGCCUUCCCAUUUCCCAGCAGAUCAGUCGGGCGAGGGCAAUGUACAACCAUCUGUGCUCAGCCUGAUACUCACUGGCCCUGCCAGAUGUGCCAGUGCAGCCAAUUUUGGCCCUGAUGGUUCCACGUUUUACCUUUGCCAGUAUAGGGGGCAGGGAUGAAUACCUGAUUCGGGACUGCCCCUCUUCAUUUUGUCCUUUGGGGCCCUGUGGGCACAGUCAGAGCAUCAGUUUACCUGUCUGUGUACAGAAAACAGCCCAUCCCUUAGCAGACUUGGCACCAGAGGUGGUGACGCUCCAGAGGUAUAUGGCAUAAAUCAUGCGGUUUUUGAGUCAUGGCUCUUGUUCUCACUGUGUAUCACAAAAUGUCAGAACUACAAGUGGGAGUAAGAUAAGCCCCUGGUCACGUAGCCUUUUGCUGAGGAAAUGAUGUGCGCUUGUAUUUGGCACAUCUUCCAAACAGCGCCAAAUGUUUUCAUUCCAGUAUAGUGAAAUACUGGCCUGCCUAAAGAGAAAUCCACUGUAACAUUAAUAGGCAAAAUUGAAUAGGGACUUGUCUGCCUUUUUCCAGGCUUGGAAAACCUGAAAAGGAUCAAAAGGCUUUUGGGGUUAGGCCAAAUUGGGCUACUGUAAAAGUACAAAGUUUUAGUGUUUCACAGAACUCUCCUCUGGCACUUUAUCACAACUUAAAUUGAUGAAACCUGAAGGUGACACUGUUCCCUCUUUUUGUGGGUCUGUUAAAAUUAAAUCAAGGGUAUGGUUUUUUUCCCCAGAUGUCAAAUGCAUCCCUAGAAUUUGUGGUCCUAAAGGAGCUUUCUGUGCCCCAUCCUGCGUUUGAAUGUGCCAAACAGCAUCACGAUACGCAGUCGUCCUCCUGGCACAAAACUAGAGCUUUUCCAGCAUGGGCGGAAGGUGCAGCCAUUCAGACUGACCCCCGCACUUUUCAUUUAGGAAUAGGAUGCUCUGUGCUUCUCAAGGGUAAUUGCAAGGGUACCCUUUUUUUUCUGUCUAAAGUACUGUACCAGCCCUUGCUGUGGCUGCAUUCCUGAACAAAAAGGUUAGGUGUUAACCGCCAGCAUACAUGAUGGGCUGGUUUCUGAAUAAGAUGUGUGCAGGAGGAGGCCAUGCUCAUUCUUGUGCAUCUUCUCCUCUCCCCUAGUGUUGAGCUUCCAGAACGAUUGGUGUCUGUUUAUAUUCCCUAUAAAUGAGUAAUCUGAGGUCA
Messenger RNA from Candoia aspera, 5920 nucleotides. It is a transcript of the gene ADCY9, whose product is annotated as adenylate cyclase 9. The record is from RefSeq and is a predicted model, not a curated record. Gene Ontology annotation, molecular function: adenylate cyclase activity. Gene Ontology annotation, biological process: intracellular signal transduction; adenylate cyclase-activating G protein-coupled receptor signaling pathway; cyclic nucleotide biosynthetic process. Gene Ontology annotation, cellular component: plasma membrane. The transcript has 10 exons. Bases 25 to 4065 code for a protein of 1346 amino acids. Lineage: Eukaryota; Metazoa; Chordata; Lepidosauria; Squamata; Candoiidae.